This is a messenger RNA of Colius striatus (speckled mousebird), 5416 nucleotides long. It is a transcript of the gene KIF16B, whose product is annotated as kinesin family member 16B. The transcript has 27 exons. Gene Ontology annotation, biological process: microtubule-based movement. The record is from RefSeq and is a predicted model, not a curated record. Gene Ontology annotation, molecular function: ATP binding; phosphatidylinositol binding; microtubule binding. NCBI's taxonomy places the organism in Eukaryota, Metazoa, Chordata, Aves, Coliiformes, Coliidae. The coding region runs from base 173 to 4183 and encodes 1336 amino acids.
UGCGGGGGGCAGGCGGGCGUUGCCAUAGCGACAUGGCCUAGGCCAGGGGGCGGCCUGCGCUCGGCCCCGGCAGGCGGGGAGGGCCAGGCCGGGCCGGGCGGGGCGAGGCCGUGCCGGGUCGGGUCGGCGGCUGGAGGAGGUGUGGGCCCGAGCGGCCCGGCAGGGAUGAGCCAUGGCAUCGGUGAAGGUGGCAGUGCGAGUGCGGCCCAUGAACCGCAGGGAGAAAGAUCUAAAUGCAAAGUUUAUUAUUUCAAUGGAAAAAAAUAAAACGACAAUCACAAACUUAAAGAUACCAGAGGGUGGUACUGGAGACACAGGACGAGAAAGAACAAAGACGUUUACCUAUGAUUUUUCCUAUUUCUCAGCAGACAGUAAAAGUCCCAGCUUUGUUUGUCAAGAAACGGUUUUCAAACAUCUUGGCACAGAAGUGCUUAAAUCUGCUUUUGAAGGUUAUAAUGCCUGUGUUUUUGCAUAUGGACAGACUGGAUCUGGGAAGUCCUACACCAUGAUGGGAAACACGGGGGAUGCAGGUUUAAUACCUCGAAUUUGCGAAGGAUUGUUCAGCAAAAUAAGUGAAAAAACAAAGCGGAAUGAGGCAUCCUUUCGAACAGAAGUCAGUUACCUGGAAAUUUAUAAUGAACGUGUGAGAGAUCUUCUCAGACGGAAGUCGUCGAAAACUAAUAAUUUACGGAUACGGGAACAUCCAAAAGAAGGGCCCUAUGUUGAAGAUUUGUCUAAACAUUUAGUGCAAAACUAUGCUGAUGUAGAGGAACUUAUGGAUGCAGGAAAUAUAAACAGAACGACGGCCGCAACUGGAAUGAAUGACGUCAGCAGCAGGUCACACGCCAUUUUCACAAUCAACUUCACUCAGGCUAAAUUUGAUUCUGAAAUGCCUUGUGAAACUGUUAGCAAGAUUCAUCUGGUAGAUCUUGCUGGAAGUGAGAGAGCAGAUGCCACUGGUGCCACAGGGGUUAGAUUAAAGGAAGGAGGGAAUAUUAACAAAUCUCUAGUUACUCUGGGAAAUGUAAUUUCUGCCUUAGCUGAUUUAUCUCAGGAUGCAGCAAAUCCUCUUUCAAAGAAGAAACAAGUAUUUGUGCCUUACAGGGACUCUGUGUUGACUUGGCUGUUAAAAGAUAGCCUAGGAGGAAACUCCAAAACUAUAAUGAUUGCCACUAUUUCACCUGCUGAUGUCAAUUAUGGAGAAACUUUGAGUACACUUCGCUAUGCAAAUAGAGCCAAAAACAUCAUCAACAAGCCUACUAUUAAUGAGGAUCCUAACGUCAAACUGAUCCGUGAGCUGAGAGCGGAAAUAGCCCGAUUAAAAGCCCUGCUUGCUCAAGGGAAUCAGAUCGCACUCUUGGAUUCUCCAACAGCUUUAAGUAUGGAGGAAAAGCUUCAGCAGAAUGAAGCAAGGGUACAAGAACUGACCAAAGAGUGGACGAACAAGUGGAAUGAAACUCAAGAUAUUCUAAAAGAACAAACCUUGGCUCUGAGGAAAGAAGGGAUAGGUGUUGUCUUAGAUUCUGAACUGCCUCAUCUCAUUGGGAUUGAUGAUGAUCUGCUCAGUACUGGUAUCAUCUUGUACCACUUGAAGGAAGGCCAAACAUAUGUUGGCAGAGAAGAUGCUGUGACAGAACAAGAUAUUGUUCUUCAUGGCCUUGAUUUGGAAAGCGAGCAUUGCAUCUUUGAAAAUCUCAAUGGUACUGUGAAUCUAAUACCACUGAAUGGAGCACAGUGUUCUGUGAAUGGUAUUCAGAUUACAGAGGCCACACACCUAAACCAAGGUGCUGUUAUAUUACUUGGAAGAACCAAUAUGUUUCGCUUUAACCACCCCAAAGAGGCUGCUAAGCUACGGGAGAAAAGAAAGAGUGGGCUGCUGUCUUCCUUCAGCUUGUCUAUGACAGAUCUUUCAAAAUCUUGUGAGAACCUGUCAGCAGUUAUGCUUUAUAAUCCAGGUCUUUUCCCUGUAAAAGGACCAAUCUGUCUAAGGUUAGAAUUUGAGAGACAGCAACGAGAGGAGCUUGAAAAAUUAGAAAGUAAAAGGAAACAAAUAGAAGAGAUGGAAGAAAAACAAAGGUCUGACAAAGCAGAGCUUGUAAGAAUGCAGCAAGAAGUGGAGUCUCAGCGCAAAGAAACAGAAAUAGUACAGCUGCAAAUUCGGAAACAGGAAGAGAGUCUGAAACGGAGAAGCGUUCACAUUGAGAGCAGGUUAAAGGAUUUGCUGGCUGAAAAGGAAAAAUUUGAAGAAGAGAGAUUACGGGAACAACAGGAGAUAGAACUUCAAAAGAAGAAGCAGCAGGAAGAAAUUUUUUCGCGGGUCAAAGAAGAGUUGCAGCGACUACAAGAACUUAAUCAUAAUGAAAAAGCAGAGAAAAUGCAGAUUUUCCGUGAACUAGAAAAACUGAAAAAGGAGAAAGAUGAACAGUAUAUUAAGCUGGAAUCGGAAAAAAAGAGACUUGAAGAACAAGAAAGGGAGCAGGUGAUGCUGGUGGCUCAUCUAGAAGAACAGCUUAGAGAGAAGCAGGUCAUGAUAGAGCUCCUGAAGAGAGGGGAUGUACAAAGAGUUGAAGAAGAGAAAAGAGAUCUUGAAGAUAUUAGAGAGUCUCUUUUGAAAGUCAAGGAAGCCCGGUCUGAAGGUGAUGAAAACCGUGAAGAUGUGGAAAAAGCACAGCAAGAUUUCAUAGAGUUUAAAAUGAAACAACUGGAACAGUUGACUAUUUUGGAAAAAGAUUUAGUUCAACAAAUGGAUCACUUAGAAAAGGAAAUAGCAGAUGAAAAAAGUGCUCUGGAACACUUAAAAUUUGCACAUGAAGAACAUUUAAAUCUCAAGAGAGACGAUGAAAUCUCUGUAGACUCUGUAUUCAAAGCUGAAGAAGUUGACAGGAUAAAGUCAGCGGAGUACAGACUCCAGUCUAAAGUACGCCAGCUUGAGUACCUGAAGAGUAAUCAUUUGCCAGCUCUGCUGGAAGAAAAACAAAGAGCUUCUGAAGUCCUUGAUAGAGGCUUGUUAGGGUUAGAUAAUACUCUCUAUCAAAUAGAGAAAGAAAUAGAAGAAAAAGAAGAGCAGCUUGCCCAAUAUAGAGCUAGCAGAAAUCAGCUGCAGCAGCUUCAAGAAACCUUUGAAUUCACAGCCAACGUAGCUCGUCAGGAAGAAAAGGUUCGGAAAAAGGAAAAAGAAAUCCUUGAAUCGAGGGAAAAACAGCAGAGAGAGGCGCUGGAGCAAGCUGUUGCUAAGUUAGAAAGGAGACACUCUGCUUUGCAGCGUCGUUCAACAAUAGACUUUGAAAUUGAAGAGCAGAAACAGAAGCUUGCCACCUUGAACAACAGCUGCAGUGAACAGGCGGGUCUGCAGGCCAGUCUAGAAGCUGAGCAGAAAGCCCUUGAACAAGACCGAGAACGAUCUCUUUAUAGCCUGGAUCAGGAAAUUCAGCAGCUGAAGCAAAAAAUAUAUGAAGGUGAUGGUGGUCAGAAAGUAAAUCAUGGAACAUUAGAAGAGAGACUCUCCCAUGCCACUUCCCCUACCAGCCCCACAAAGCCACAGCCGCCCGCUGCACCGCUAGUUGAUGACAGGAUAAGUGCCUUUAUUGAACAAGAAGUGCAGAGAAGGCUCCAGAAUAUUCAUAAUAAAGCUGAAGAUAAUGAUGUUAGCCUGUCCUGGUCUACAGAAAGUUUAAAGGAUAAUGAGAGGCUUAGUAAUGGCACUGUUCAACGCAAGCUCAAGUAUGAGCGGAUGGUCUGUCGUUCACUGAGAGCCAAUCCAGAUGACCUAAAGGACCCCAUUAAAAUUAGUAUUCCACGCUACGUUCUAUGUGGACAGGGAAAGGAUGAACACUAUGAGUUUGAAAUAAAGAUAACGGUCCUGGAUGAGACAUGGACAGUAUUCAGGCGGUACAGCCGCUUUCGAGAAAUGCAUAAAACUUUAAAACUGAAGUACCCAGAGCUUGCCACUUUGGAAUUCCCUCCAAAGAAGCUCUUUGGAAACAAGGAUGAACGAGUGAUCGCAGAACGACGGAGUCACUUAGAGAAAUACCUCAGGAGCUUUUUCUCUGCAAUGCUGCAAUCUCCAUCCUCUCCGCUGCACAUUGACAAAGUGGGACUAACUUUGUCAAAACACACCAUCUGCGAAUUCUCCCCCUUCUUCAGGAAAGGCGUUUUUGACUACAGCAGCCACGGGACCAGUUAACUUUUGGGCCAAGACCCUUCUGCCAGAGGAGCACGGUUGGAGUGGUGCCUUCACUUUUGCGGUGUGAGAGAAGUGGGGACAAGAAAAAAGGUAUCUUCCUCCAAACCUGGGAAGCUGCAUCAAAACAACUCCAGUUAAAGACAGCUGAGGCCCAAUGCUAGCCUGUGACCUUUACCAGCUCUCAAAUUAGUGCCUGCAUUUUUCUGGCAUGGGGCAUACAGCUGUUUUUGUUGCUCUGUUAGUACCGUGCGAAGACUCUGACUCUCGUGCUGAGUUUGGAUCCACUCCUUAGCGGGAGCGCUGCCUUCCCAUUUGCUCAGACAAUUUGUUCUGGUGGUGCGAGAGCAUCUCAUGUUUACUGUGAUGGUGUGUCAUGCUGACAGAGGGUUUCUGAGCAGCCUUUUGGUUUCUGUCCAAGCUGUUCCUUAAAGGACACUUCCUCUUUUGUUUCCUUGUAGCAUACUGUGUUGUUUAAGCUAAUGUUCAUACUCCAGUGUUGUUUCUUUUUUCCUUCUCAGACACACGUUUUAACUAUUUGAUUGUAUAAUUGUACAGUUUUCCUCAGAAGAAUUCAAGGGCCUGGUUAACUCGUAUGUUUACAAAAAUAUGUGCAGCAGAAAGAAUAUCAUUUAAACACCAUAAAAGUCUUCCACACUGGGUUGUUUUGAAGCAGAAGGAAUUGUUCGCCGUUGACAAAGCAGCAGAGGAAGCAAUAGCUAACGAAGAACGUGGUCAGCGUCUUUUCAGGCUUCCUAAUUACCCAGACUGUAAGUGGAUACUGUGCACUGUACACAGCUCUUAGCUAUGCAUAAAGCUAAUGCAAAGUGCUCUGUUUCUUGUUUUGAGGAAUUGCCUCUUCACAAUAGCGUAACGCUGUGAAACCUCAGUUGCAUUUGCAUUGGUUAAAAUUGACAGGAUUGGACUAAUAGUACCCUAAAAUGACUCAGGACUCAUUCAGACUUGCACAUGUAUAUACAGGCACAACUCAUUUUAUAUUGCUGCAGAUCCAAAAAUAUGUAUACACUGUGACUGGAAUUGAGUACAUGUACCUGUUAAUGUUUAAUGGGUUGUAUAAAAAUCAGAACUGAACAACGUCCAGUUAUUAAAAGGUAAGUUUUGUGUGCCAUUUGUUAGGAGGGUGAAGCAUUAUUUGUGAGUUGCCAUCGUUGACCAUUUGCUAAGUCUUGGUAAUCAAACUGUUUCACGUUGUAGAAAAUGACUAUUAAAACCUAA